This is a messenger RNA of Ornithorhynchus anatinus (platypus), 2374 nucleotides long. RefSeq names its product hydroxyacyl-CoA dehydrogenase (gene HADH). Gene Ontology annotation, molecular function: NAD+ binding; (3S)-3-hydroxyacyl-CoA dehydrogenase (NAD+) activity. Gene Ontology annotation, cellular component: mitochondrion. Gene Ontology annotation, biological process: fatty acid beta-oxidation. Lineage: Eukaryota; Metazoa; Chordata; Mammalia; Monotremata; Ornithorhynchidae. The transcript has 8 exons. Bases 33 to 1016 code for a protein of 327 amino acids. The record is from RefSeq and is a predicted model, not a curated record.
CGGGUGUCUCCUCGUUGGCCGGGGCCGGGGCCAUGGCGCUGGGCGGCCGGCAGUUGUUGCGCUCGCUGGCCUCCUCCGCCUCCGCCUCCGCCUCCGCCUCCUCCGCCUCUUCCACCGGCGCCGCCGCCGCCUCGGCCAAGAAGAUCCUCAUCAAGCACGUCACCGUCAUCGGCGCCGGACUCAUGGGAGCGGGCAUCGCCCAGGUGGCUGCCUCGACGGGUCACACGGUGGUGCUGGUGGAUCAGUCGGAAGACAUCCUCAAGAAGUCUCGCAGAGGAAUCGAGGACAGUCUUAAGAGAGUGGCCAAGAAGAAAUUCGCAGACAAGCCUCAGGACGGUGACGAUUUUGUGGCCAAGACUCUCAGCAGCAUCACGGUGACCACGGACGCGGUGACCGUGACGCACAGCACCGACCUGGUGAUCGAGGCCAUCGUGGAGAACCUGAAGGUGAAAAACGAGCUCUUCAAGACCCUGGACAAGUUCGCGGCAGAGCACACGAUCUUCGCCAGCAACACGUCUUCUCUGCAGAUCACGAGUAUAGCCAAUGCCACCACUAGACAAGACCGGUUUGGGGGUCUCCAUUUCUUUAACCCAGUGCCCAUGAUGAAACUUGUGGAGGUGGUCAAGACACCGAUGACCAGCCAGAAAACAUUUGAAUCUCUCAUGGACUUCAGCAAAGCCCUGGGCAAGAAUCCAGUCACUUGCAAGGACACCCCCGGAUUUAUCGUAAACCGUCUCCUCGUGCCGUAUCUUGUGGAAGCGAUCAGGCUGUUUGAGAGAGGGGACGCGUCCAAGGAAGACAUCGACCUGGCCAUGAAGCUGGGGGCCGGCUACCCCAUGGGCCCCUUUGAGCUCCUUGACUACGUCGGCCUGGACACCACCAAGUUCAUCUUGGACGGUUGGCAUCAAAUGGAUUCAGCAAACCCUCUGUUUCAGCCCAGCCCAGCCAUGAACAAGCUGGUAGCCGAGAAGAAGCUCGGAAAGAAGACGGGAGAAGGAUUUUACAAAUAUAAAUGAUCCCCGCCUUAUCCCAAGUGCGGAGAGAGGCGUCCUCGUGGCCGUGGCCCCCGGGGCUUGCCGUGGGUGGGGUGGAUCCCACCCCCUCACCCAGCCAAGUCUGUUUCUGGGCCCUUUGAGUGUGAUCUCUCUGAAAUAACUGUUUGCACUAGCUACAGGAAUAACACAUUUCUCUCUGGAGAACAGAUCGUUUUUAGUCUAUUCAUUUCUGGGUAUCUCCCUAAAAGCGUCCAUCACACACACUCGGUGCCUUGGAGCGGAUGAUUCUCCCGAACCUUUUACCAAUUUUGUGAUUGCUCAGUUGAGAGAGACAGGAGAAAUGCUUCUGAAAAUACUCCUUAUUCUCUAAUCGAUGGUCUUCGUCGGCCUUUUCGCUUUCCUGACUUCCCAGCCCCUCCUCAGGCAAUACUAGUGCUUUCACACAAGAUGGCAGUCCGCGCUCUGCCAUUUAAAAAACACUCUUUUUGCAAUAUUUAAAUCAAUCGAUUUGUGCUUAUAAAAGUAUAAGUAACUGUCUCUCUUCAGCCCUCCUCUUAGAAAACUAAGAGCUCUGUCAGCCCUUCUAGUUGACUGGUGCAGUUUUUCCAUCUAUUUGGAAUACGGUAAGGGAUUCUGCUUUCUCAAUCGUAUGCCUUUUUUAUUAUUAUCGUUGUUGUUAUUAUCCUUUUAGGCAGGUAGCCGUCAGCUUCGUAACUAUGGGAUCUUUCGAUCUGCCACGGUCCGGGUCUUAACUAACAAAGUGUAAAAUGUAAUGAGGUGAAGUGAUAUUGCAGUGAGUAAUUGUUUUCGGGAGUCAGGUACUGACCUUAAUUUCAGAGGUGGGGAGUGGGAGGAGAGAGGGCGUCCACAAACCUCCACGCGGGCACCACGGCGGGGCUCGAGCAGCGAGGCGUGCGUGAAGAAAUGUCAGAACGUUUCCGAAGCAUCUGCCGUUUCCUGUGCCUGCCCUGCACGAAAGCAGAGGAGGAAGAUGCAGCACAAGCUCCCUUUCAGCUACUGGCUCGAGCAAGUGUCUUCAGCGAUUGUGAUGACAGAAUGAAAUCCAGGGCGAUGAGGCUGGAAGGAAAAAAUAAAUAAUUUCAGAACAGGGCUCUUCCCAGAGGGGAAUUAGGUGCCGGGUCGAAUGACACCAAUAUAAAGGUGGUGGGAGGGGGGAUUUUUUUUAUUUUUAUACACUGAUUAACUGUAGGGGGUUAGGGAGUCGUUCACAAAAAAGCCACCAAACUAAUGAGGACAUUUCCCCCACCAGCCUCAGAACCUGGGGUAAGGAAAAGUUUUAAGGAGAGGAGCCCAACAUGGGAAGCUCCUGUCUGUCCAUCUCCUUGUCCAUGAAUAAAGGUUAACCAUGUGGUCAAACA